AUGCCAAAUGUGCUUUUCCCAGCACUGUUCAAGGAGUCCUUGGAGGGCAGGCAAACCAAGCUUGUGAAAGAAAUGGUGGCAGCUUGGCCAUUCCCCUGUCUCCCUGUGGGUGUAUUGAUGAAGACACCUAGCCUGGAAACCUUUCAGGCUGUUCUAGAUGGAGUAGACAUGCAACUGACAGGAAAGUUUUACCCUAGGAGAACAAAUCUACAGGUUCUUGAUUUGAAAAAUGUACACCAUGCCUUAUGGAACAUAUGGGCUUGUGCAGAGGAGAGCAGCUGUUCAGUAGAGAACUGGGAGGAAAAGCAAGUAGUGAAGGUGCCUAAUGACUCCCUUGGAGAUGCUUUCUAUCACUUACUACCUAAUUUCACAGGAAGACUUGGGUUCCUUCUCCUGCUCUCAGAGCCUAUUUCAGGUAAAACAUUUGGAUUUGAGAGGAGUGAUCUUAUAUGA
Rattus norvegicus (Norway rat) is the source of this 453-nucleotide messenger RNA. The record is from RefSeq and is a predicted model, not a curated record. NCBI's taxonomy places the organism in Eukaryota, Metazoa, Chordata, Mammalia, Rodentia, Muridae.